AUGGCGGCUGCCGGUCCUCGUACUAGUACCCCACAACGGCGUCGUCCAGCCCCGGCCAUCUCAUCACCGUCCUCAAAAAUAAGAGAAAUCGAAGAAGACGAAGGCGAAGAAGAAACAGACAAAGUGGUAGACUUCUCCCACGCUAGAACAAUGGCCGAACCCGUGAUUCCCGACCUCUUCACGCAACUCCCGCCUGUCCGGGAAGGUUACUUGACGGACACUUUGGACGUCCAGCUCGAAACCGCCAGAGAGUGUAUGAAGUUUUUAGACGGACUCAACACCCGCGAACCUCUCGUCACUCGAAAUGAACACGGCGUGCCCAAGCUCGCCCGCGACCGCCACGUCCGCUUUUUGCACAUGGCCCUCGGCAACCUACCUGGCGGUUUCCUCGUUGCCGACGCCAGCCGGCCGUGGUUUUUGUACUGGUCCCUAUCUGCACUGGUGAUGCUGGGCCAGGACGUGACAUCCUACCGCGACGGCCUAAUCGUGACGGCGCGCUCGAUGCAGAAUGAUACCGGCGGAUUUGGUGGCGGCGGCAGGCAGCUCUCGCACUUGGCUACGACGUAUGCCGUGGUGCUGUCGCUUGCGCUGGUUGGGGGUGGAGAGGCAUACGAUGUGAUCGAUAGGAAGGCCAUGUGGAAGUGGCUCAACAGCCUGAAGCAGCCUGAUGGCGGGUUCCAGGUGUGCCUUGGUGGUGAAGAGGACAUCAGGGGGGCAUACUGCGCGUCAGUCAUCAUCACACUGCUCCGCCUGCCUCUUGAUCUUUCGCCCGAGUCUCCGGCAUACACGGGAGACAGCAACGCGAAUCUCUUCACCGGUGUGGCCGACUACGUGAGCCGAUGCCAAACAUUCGAGGGCGGCAUAUCAGGUCAGCCAAAUGUCGAGGCCCACGGGGCGUACGCCUUCUGCGCUCUCGGUUGCCUGGCAAUUCUUGAUCACCCGAGCCGCAGCAUCCCAAGAUAUCUGGACGUUCCACGACUGGUCUCUUGGCUGUCGUCACGCCAGUACGCUCCCGAGGGCGGCUUCUCCGGCCGCACCAACAAGCUCGUCGACGGCUGCUACAGCCACUGGGUUGGCGGAUGUUUCCCACUCAUUGAGGCAUGCCUCAACGGCAACCCUCCGAGCGACCGGCAUCGGCCCGGCGAUGGCGAUGGUGGUGUUGGUCGUGUCGGGGGUGGUGGGGCCUUGGCCGCAGAUGGCCCGGCCGCCACCGCCACGACCACAACAACGGCCACCGCGACGGCCACGACGGCCAGCAGUAGCGGCAGAGGCGGCCGCCUGCCGCCCGCAGAGGAUGGUCUCUUCCAUCGGGAGGGCCUAAUCCGGUAUAUCCUCUGCUGCUGCCAAGACACGACUAAAAGGGGCGGACUGCGCGAUAAACCAGGAAAGGGAUCAGAUGCGUACCACUCUUGUUACGUUCUCUCGGGUCUCAGUUCAGCCCAACACCAGUGGGAGCUUGACGACGAACCGCGGCCUCCUCUGGCGGAGUCUCCGGCAGAGACCAAGGACGCCGAAACAAGCAAGAUCCCUAGUGAUCAGGACAUCGACCCAGAAGCGCACCUCGAAGCGGUGUGGGCAGUCCUCCCUUACUUAGAUGGUCCGCGGGUCUUCGACAAUGACGACUGCGUCCGCCCAAUCCACCCGAUCUACGCCAUCCCACAGGGUAGUGUGCGGGCUAUUAGGGCAUAUUUUGGGGAGAAGGGACAGGGUGUCGUGUUGUGA
This is a messenger RNA of Dichotomopilus funicola, 1722 nucleotides long. RefSeq names its product terpenoid cyclases/protein prenyltransferase alpha-alpha toroid. The transcript has 5 exons. The coding region runs from base 1 to 1722 and encodes 573 amino acids. Gene Ontology annotation, molecular function: protein farnesyltransferase activity. Lineage: Eukaryota; Fungi; Ascomycota; Sordariomycetes; Sordariales; Chaetomiaceae. The record is from RefSeq and is a predicted model, not a curated record. Gene Ontology annotation, biological process: protein farnesylation. Gene Ontology annotation, cellular component: protein farnesyltransferase complex.